AAAUGAGAGGAGAGAAGUUGAGGAGAGAGAAUUUCCACAAUUCACUCCAAACCUGUUCUGAGCAACUGGUAGGACUUGGACUCAGAAGGGGAGGGAACAGGGUGAGAGGGAGGGGUAGAGGAGAGAAAGAGAGAGAGGGAUAGGAGGGGAGAAAAACAACCUCUCCCUUACUCUAUCUGACAUACACGCACACUCACCCUCACACACACAGACACACACAAGCAACUAAGCAACAUUACAAAAAACUCACACACAUAGAUCUUCAAAGCCAACUGGCUUUCAUAGACCGCCAAUUAUCCUAAGAGAUUACAUCUGGGGGGAUUGCCUCAGAUAAAUAAGGUGAGAAGAGUGACAAGACCCAGUCACCUCAGAGCAGCAAGACAGACAGGGAGAGGACCUCUUCAACAGGGAUCCCAACAGGAGAGAGAGAGAGAGAGGCACUCAGAGAAGAGAAGCAGCACGCAGCCACUCCACUCAAAGGGACUCAGCUCAGAGAGACGGAGAAAAGAGAAGGAGAGCUCCAGCUCACACUCUACUCUAGCUCAGAGGGACCAGGACACAGAGACCCAGCGCUCCCAUUCUCACUUCCCCUACAUAGAGGAGCACAGCACACCAAGAAAGAGACACUCCAGCUAAGAGGCUCCAUUAUACAGACAAGUAACUUCAGAGGAAAAUCCAGAGACCAGAAGAAAAGCAAGGAUUACAUGAUUCCUUUUUUCCCCCCAUUCUUUGAUUCUUCAUUUUGAUGAGAAACAGCUGUAGUGUUUAUCUUGAGAUUUGUUUUAUUUAUUCCUUUUUUUGAACAUUUUUGGUCUCCCCGUCCCCUCUUCUAACCCUCCCCUUAUCUCAUCCUCUCCAGAGGUGGUAGAGGUAGCUUCUCGUUAGUAUUGUACGAGGAGAGUGAGCGACAGAGGGUGAGAGGUGCUGGUUUCCCAGUUUCGAGUUAUGUAUGUUGACACAUUCCUUUGGAACACGGGAGGAAUAAGCAGCAGAAAGAGCAGCAGCAGUGUUGUCGUCGUCAUCCGCCGGGGGUUCCAUCUCCCGCUCUCAGCCCUUCUCCCUCUCCCCCAUCCAGCAUGGUCCUUUCUGUGAGCUUUUCUCCAGUCCUCCCAGCUCCAGUACAAUGUGCAUAUGGACAGUGACUAAGGGUGCCGCCGCCUGGUCCUGCAUUCGUCUGUCCAUCCUCUCAGUGCUGCUCGUCCUGCUGCUCUGUCCACUGCCCUCCACGUGUCAUCCGAUUGCACCUGGGGUCGCCACUCGCUCCGUGGCACGCUUGUCCAGGGCUGCCAACGCCUCUUCAGACACUGUUGUGGGGCGGCAUGUGCGCAGCUAUAACCAUCUCCAAGGAGACGUGCGCAAGAGGAAACUCUACUCCUAUCAGAAGUUCUUUCUCAGGAUUGAUAAAAAUGGCAAAGUCAAUGGCACCAAAAACAAAGAUGAUCUCUACAGUGUGCUGGAGAUCAAGUCAGUGGAUGUUGGGAUCGUGGCCAUCAAGGGGCUCAGCAGUAACUUUUACCUGGCAAUCAGCAAGAAAGGAGAGCUUUAUGGCGCGAGGGACUUUGGUGUUGACUGUCGGUUGACCGAACGGAUUGAGGAGAACAGGUACAACACCUAUGCCUCAGCAGAGUGGCGGAACAAGAAGAAGCCCAUGUUCGUGGGGCUGAGCGCCAACGGCAAGCCCAUGAGGGGCAAGAAAACACGAAGGAAAAACACUGCCACCCACUUCCUGCCCAUAGUGGUGUAGCCACCGCAUUGGACAGUUCCUUCCCCUGGGAAUGUUUCACUGCACUGAGGAAAGACUGGGAACCAUUAAAGACAUAAUGGAGUCAUAUGCAGUCAAUGUUUUUGAUUUGCAAAGACUAUAUGUAUUUUCUGAAAGGAAGGCACUAUGUAAAGGAACUGUUUGAACUCAUUGUCACGGAGUCUGACUGAUGAUGGCACAGAUUUGUUUUUAAGUUAUGAUUCGGCACAGGAGAAAAUAUGAAACAUUUUUCUGUGCCAAAUCAUUUUCAAUGGGCGAACUGUUGGAGACAAAACUGAAUACUGAAUAAGAGGACAAAAAAGGGACACUGAUUCAGCGUCACUGAAGACAGGGUCAAAGGACAGAGUGUACCAUGUGUAUUUGUCUGUGUGAUGAUCUGUGGAUGCAGUUACAUGUAUUUAUGCUGUACUAACUCAUACGAGGAACUGAAAUUGACACUCAUGCUUUGUGACAGACACGUACAGUACCGGAAGCACUUGGGUGACUUAGGUGUGAUGGAAGAGAAGCUGGCCGAUGGAGUGAGUCAAAUGCAGAGAAUUUAGUCAAGUUAGCACCAUAGCAUAAACCUUAUUAACAUGCAAGUUCACUGUAUUGGGUAUUUCCAUUCCUUUACCUGACUGCUUUAAAAUAAAUUAUUUAUUUUAUGUAAUAUUUAAAGAAACCAAAAAGACCAAAAAUAUGGAAUGGACAAAUUCAUUAUUUUUAUCAUUUAUGCUCUUCUUUUUAAAUACUAAUCUAUCGUUUAAACAUGAAUAAAAUAAAUAUAUUUCUCUUUA
Salmo salar (Atlantic salmon) is the source of this 2538-nucleotide messenger RNA. RefSeq names its product fibroblast growth factor 10a (gene fgf10a). Gene Ontology annotation, molecular function: growth factor activity. NCBI's taxonomy places the organism in Eukaryota, Metazoa, Chordata, Actinopteri, Salmoniformes, Salmonidae. The record is from RefSeq and is a predicted model, not a curated record.